This is a messenger RNA of Chara braunii, 1318 nucleotides long. The record is from the annotation of a GenBank genome assembly. NCBI's taxonomy places the organism in Eukaryota, Viridiplantae, Streptophyta, Charophyceae, Charales, Characeae.
UGGAUCAAGGAGGCUGCGCUGCAAGUUGUACAACACAGAAUUCACAGGGACACAGAAAUGGGCGAUGGAGCACUUUUGUUUGAAGAGGGCCUCCGCCCGGUGUCCAAAUGCAACGAUGGCGAUUUGGAGGAGGUUGCACAGGGUUGGUUUUGAGAUGCCACCAGAUCUUAUGGAGAGGGUGCAGCGUGCAAUAGAGGAGUCUGCCAGCGAUGACGAUGAUGGUCCUGUGCUGGAGGACGACGCGGUGGGGCGAGGGGGAGGGGUUGCGAUGGAUGGGGAGGCAGGGGAGGCGGUUCAUGGGGAGGCUGGCAGCGGGGUGGAUGAGGUGACAAGAGGGGUUGUGGCCGACGGAGAGACUCCGGUCCGGAGACCUGCAUUGUCACGGACUGAGGAGCAGGCUGCCCGCAGACGGGGGGCGGCUAGACAGACGAGCAUCGUCAGGACAGAUAUGCUGCUCAGCCCGAUCCACACCGUGGCCCGGUUGCUGGAUCCAGUGUUGAGGGACAUUGCUGUUUUCAACAAUGUCGAGCUCAUGACGCAGUUUGAGGCUGUUGUGGAGCGCCUCAUCGGCAAGAGAGGGAGCAAGAUGUUUGACGACUGCUUGGACCAACUGUAUGAGUUCCAGAUGGCGAGAGGAGUGUUCGGCACCACACGGGCGGUGCAGAGGGCGAAGAAGGACAAUGAGGUGCUGUGGUGGGAGGCGCACGGGGCUGGCCAUCCAGAGAUCAAGGCUCUGGCGGUGAAGGUGCUCUCCAUUUGGACGACAUCCUCUCCAGCAGAGAGGAAUUGGAGCACUUGGUCUCUUGUGCAGACGAAGUCCAGGAACAAGCUAUACCACCAGCGCACCAAGAAGUUGGUGUACUCGCACUGGAGCCUCAGGGUCAAGAGCAGGGGCGAUGACGGGCCAACGGUGGUAGGAGGAUGGUUGGGGCUAGCAGCAGACUGGGCUGACGAUGAUUUGGAAGGUGAUCAGGCAGGUUUGACUGAUGCUGUUGACGACGGUGAGCUCGGUCAUGAGGCUGCUCCAUCCGGUGCAGGUAGCACCACCAUUCGCCAUGAUCCUGUUGCGGCCGGGACAUCAACAGGCGUGCCGAGGCGAGGAGAGGUGGAGGAGGGUAUGGAGUGGGGUGACAUGGAGGAGGAGGAGGACGAUGACGAUGUGGACAACGAGGACGAGAUUCCACAUGACGAGUGGGUGGACGAUCGGUCAGACUCUGAUUGAUCGUGGACGAGGAGGGAGGAAAUCACACCACAUGUUCCAGGCACACGACAUGGAUUGAGGUCCCAGAAUCAGCGGCAACAGGUGCAGCAACAUGAG